GAAAGCUUAUUAACCCCUCAAAGUCUCCUUCCUUCCUUCCUUCAAUCACUCUCUUUCUCUCUCUUUCUCUCAUCCCAAAACUAGGAUUUUUCCGAUCUCGGAGCUUAGGCCGGCGGCCAUCAAUGGCGGCCUCCGAUAGCGCCAAAGGAUCACUUCUACGAGUUGCAUUUGGAAAUGUUUUCGCUGCCUUCAUCCUUCUACUGAUAGGAGUUCUCGCAUUUUCGAUUCGUCUUUUCUCCGUUAUAAAGUAUGAGAGUGUUAUCCACGAGUUCGAUCCUUAUUUCAAUUAUAGAGUUACUCAGUUUCUCACUAAGAAUGGCAUAUAUGAAUUCUGGAACUGGUUUGAUGAUCGGACAUGGUAUCCUCUUGGGCGUGUGAUUGGGGGAACUGUUUAUCCUGGUUUAACAUUGACUGCAGGGACCAUGUGGUGGGUCCUUCAAUCAUUGAAUAUUCCUCUAUCAGUGGAAACUAUUUGUGUGUUCACAGCUCCUGUAUUCUCUGCUUUUGCUGCAUGGUCAGCUUACUUCCUAACAAAGGAAGUUAAAGGCACUGGUGCGGGAUUAACAGCAGCAGCACUGUUAGCAAUGGUUCCAUCUUAUAUAUCUAGAUCUGUAGCAGGAAGCUAUGAUAAUGAAGCCGUAGCUAUAUUUGCCUUGAUCUUCACCUUUUAUUUAUAUAUAAAGACAUUGAACACAGGAUCCCUUUUUUAUGCAACCUUAAAUGCCAUAGCAUACUUCUACAUGGUUUGCUCGUGGGGAGGAUAUACCUUUAUUAUUAACCUUAUUCCAAUGCAUGUGCUACUGUGCAUUGUAACUGGUCGUUACUCACCUCGGCUUUAUAUUGCGUAUGCACCACUUGUUGUUUUGGGAACAUUAUUGGCAGCAUUGGUACCUGUUGUUGGCUUCAAUGCUGUCAUGACAUCAGAACACUUUGGUUCUUUUUUGGUUUUCAUUAUCAUCCACGUGGUUGCUCUUGUUUACUACAUCAAAGGAAUUCUCUCACCCAGCAUGUUCAGAGUGGCUGUUACCCUAGUUGUAUCUGUAGGCCUGGCAGUAUGUGGUGCUGUAUUAGCAGUACUCAUAGCAUUGGUUGCAUCUAGCCCAACAAUGGGAUGGAGUGGACGAAGCUUGAGUUUGCUUGAUCCAACUUAUGCAAGCAAAUACAUACCUAUAAUUGCCAGUGUUAGUGAGCACCAACCGCCCACAUGGCCAUCUUAUUUUAUGGACAUCAAUGUUUUGGCAUUUUUAGUUCCAUCUGGCAUUAUUGCUUGCUUUUUGCCGUUAUCUGAUGCAAGCUCCUUUGUGGUUCUUUACAUAGUAACAUCAGUUUAUUUUUCUGGAGUGAUGGUACGGUUGAUGCUUGUACUUGCCCCUGCUGCUUGCAUUACAUCUGGAAUUGCUCUGUCUGAAGCUUUUAAUGUGCUUACAAGUUCAAUUAAGUUCCAAUUGCCUGGAGCAUUAGCUAAUUCCCAGAAUGAAGCAGGGGAUACCGAGCUGACAAGUGCAGUUACACAAACUGAGACAGUCAAAAUUGAAAACAGUGAAGGUCUUCCAAAAGAAGAGUCCAAAAAGGCUGAAAAAUCUGAUGGAUUGGUGAAGGAAAGAGCGUCAAGAAAGCAUAAGAAGAAGGACAAGGAAAAGGAGAAAGACAGUGUAAAAAAUACUACUUUCAAAUCCCAGCUGGAGAAGAGGCUCCAAGUUUUACCCUUGGAAUCUUCUGUGGUGGCUAUUUUCUUGCUCGUCUUGCUUGGUGCUUUCUAUGUGGUUCACUGUGUCUGGGCUGCUGCAGAAGCAUAUUCAGCUCCUUCUAUUGUUUUGACAUCACGUAGCCACGAUGGUCUUCACGUGUUUGAUGAUUUUAGAGAGGCUUAUUCAUGGUUAAGCCACAACACAGAUGUCGAUGAUAAAGUUGCUUCGUGGUGGGAUUAUGGUUACCAAACAACUGCUAUGGCUAAUCGGACUGUCAUUGUUGAUAACAAUACAUGGAAUAACACACAUAUUGCAACUGUUGGAACUGCUAUGUCGUCCCCUGAAAAGGCAGCUUGGGAGAUUUUUAAUUCUUUGGAUGUGAAAUAUGUCCUGGUUGUAUUUGGAGGUUUGGUUGGCUAUCCCAGUGACGAUAUUAACAAAUUUCUAUGGAUGGUUAGAAUUGGUGGUGGUGUAUUUCCGCACAUCAAGGAACCUGAUUAUCUUAGAGAUGGGUCGUACCGAAUAGACUCACAAGCCACUCCAACCAUGCUGAACUGUUUGAUGUACAAGCUUUCAUAUUACAGAUUUGUGGAGACAGAUGGUAAAGCUUACGAUAGAGUAAGAGGAACAGAAAUCGGGAAGAAGUACUUUAAGCUUACCCAUUUCGAGGAGGUUUUCACUACUCAUCAUUGGAUGGUAAGGAUCUACAAGCUUAAAUCUCCAAAGAACAGAAUCAGAGGAAAGACCAAGAAAUCUAAAACUAAAAGUAGCAGCAGCUCGACAGGAAGCGCGAAGAGAAAUCAGAAGAAGAAGAACCCUUGGCAAUAAAUGAGAAAUUUUUUAGGGGACUUAGUAUUUUAGGUGGCUCAGUUAUGUGUAAGCCAUUUUAUUGACAGAAACGGAGAGAAAGGGAUGAUCAUCAUCAUGGAUUUUGUAGUCAGAUCAGAUAUACUUCUUCUUUCUUCAAUCUGGAUCACAAAAAUUUUCAAGUUUAUUAUUACUCAUCUUUAAUUAC
Molecule: messenger RNA, 2703 nt
Organism: Impatiens glandulifera
Lineage: Eukaryota; Viridiplantae; Streptophyta; Magnoliopsida; Ericales; Balsaminaceae
Product: dolichyl-diphosphooligosaccharide--protein glycosyltransferase subunit STT3A
Exons: 21
Coding region: 123-2516 (797 amino acids)
Cellular component (GO): membrane
Molecular function (GO): oligosaccharyl transferase activity
Source: RefSeq, a predicted model, not a curated record